UAUUCCUUUGUUUCAAACAAAAGGGCCGGUCAGGUCUUUUCCUUGUUAUUUCGCACGCUAAGCACAAACAACUCCCAACUCCAACAACAGCAAUGAUCUUCGUUUUCUUUCUCUUCUUCCUUAACUAGCCGCCCUUAUCUGUCACUUUUCAGGGUUUGCUAUUAUGUUGGAGUUAACUGUUUAAAACACUUUUGGGAGGCUUUAAAUGAAAGGGUCAGCUUUGAUAUCUUAUCAGGGUUUCAGGGAUCAUUGUUGAUUCAGUCAACUCAACCGUGAAGACUUAGGUCAAAAUUUGCAGUGGCCUUUUAAGAAAGAGAAUUGAACGAUUAGAAAAAUCUCUUGAAGUCGUCUCCUUUGUUAAUUUGGAGAUGAAAAGAGAAUUUCUUACCCAGUUUGAGUUUUUUUCUUUUUUUUGAUUGUUGAUAUUAGAUUUUGUUUAUUGGGGUUUUACCUUGGUUACUGUGCAUCAUUAAUACGCUGUAUUGAGUAUGGGCAACAUUGAAUGAAGUAAUUAAGGUUCCAGGAGUUGAUUUUGCUAUGUUUCUCUCCUUUGAUAUUACUUGGAUGCAACGCAGAAUAAGUGAUGCUUCAUUUGUAGCUUAGAUUUUUAUGGUGUUUGAGAGCUAACUCAUUGAGAAUGGCUGCCUCUAUGUUUGGUCUACUCUUGUUUAUGCAAUUAUCAACAUUCUUUGCCUCUGGGAUCGAAGUAAAGUCGAAGAUUUGUGGUGCGGAUCACAUAGCGUACUCGAAUUUGUAUGGUACUGAAUUGUUUUAUUUGAACGGCAAUCAAGUAGAUAAAGUUUUGUUCUGCAAGGUCCUACAGUUGCACUAUGCAGAUCAUUGUGAGUUGGAAGGCUAUAGUGGAGCCAAUUGUGGUUUGGACGUUUCAUUAGUUGAUUUAUCAGUAGGAGGAGGCCGAAAAUUAUUGCAAGAGCCGAAAAAAGAAGAUGAGGGACCUGAUGAUGACCUGAAGGGGAAUAAUGGAAAAUAUCCGGCCUCAACAAAAGUAGGGUUAGGAGCAGCAGCUGGAGUGUUGUUAACCUGUGUUUUUAUUUGCCCCUGUCUUUACAGGAAAAAGAGAGCAACUGACCACACUGUUCUUUCAAAGGAUGCAAAUUCGAUUGAUUCAGCUGCCCCUUUAGAAAUGAGUAUUCAUUCUCUUCCUGAGAAGGUUCCGGCCAGCCCACUUAGGAUACCACCUAGUCCUUCAAGAUUCUCAAUGUCUCCACAACUCAAUAGAAUCAGGUCAGUGCAUCUCAAUAUGACCCAGGUGGCCAGAGCUACCCGUAAUUUCUCUUCCGCUCUAAAGAUAGGCGAAGGAGGGUUUGGAACUGUUUACAAGGCCCAGCUAGAUUCUGGCCAGAUGGUUGCCAUUAAACGAGCAAAAAAGGAACAUUUUGAGAAUCUGCAAACUGAGUUCAGCAGUGAAGUUGAACUUCUAGCCAAGAUCGAUCAUAGGAACCUUGUGAAGCUACUUGGUUAUGUUGAUAAAGGGAAUGAACGGCUUAUCAUUACAGAAUAUGUACCAAAUGGUACUUUAAGAGAACAUUUGGAUGGUCAGCACGGCAAAAUCCUGGAUUUCAAUCAGCGUCUUGAAAUUGCUAUUGAUGUUGCUCAUGGCCUUACAUACCUCCAUGUUUAUGCAGAGAAGCAAAUCAUUCACCGAGACGUGAAGUCAUCCAACAUUCUUCUGACAGAAAGCAUGAGAGCUAAAGUGGCUGAUUUCGGAUUUGCAAGAGUUGGCCCAAUGGACUCAGACCGAACACAUAUUUCAACCAAAGUGAAAGGAACAGUUGGUUACCUUGAUCCUGAGUACAUGAAAACCUAUCAACUCACAACCAAGAGUGAUGUGUACUCUUUCGGGAUUUUACUUAUUGAAAUUCUCACUGGCCGCCGUCCCGUGGAGCUAAGGAGGCCAGUUGAAGAGCGUGUGACACCUAGAUGGGCCUUCAACAAGUAUAAUGAAGGACAUGUGGUGGAAUUGGUGGAUCCAAGGAUGGAAGUGGUAGAUGCAGAGAUACUAACGAAGAUGUUUGCAUUGGCAUUUCAAUGUGCAGCACCUGUUAGAAGUGACCGUCCGGAGAUGAAAUCUGUGGGAGAACAGUUAUGGGCAAUUAGGGCUGACUAUGUUAAGACCUCAAGCCGAGGGUAACUCUACAUUAUCUAAAACUAGUUCUCACCUCACCUCUCCCCUUGGCUCAAAUCUUGGUUUUCUUUUUCUUUCUUUUACUGCUACUGUUUGCUGUUGUUCUUUCUUUUGGAGCAUACCGUGUAAUAUCCAAAUUUGGUGUUAACCAAAAGCUAUGAUUCGCUGUUCGAUCCUUUUUAUAAUAGCCUCUUUGACUGUGUCAAAUGGAAA
Gossypium arboreum is the source of this 2359-nucleotide messenger RNA. Its product is annotated as calmodulin-binding receptor-like cytoplasmic kinase 3. The record is from RefSeq and is a predicted model, not a curated record. The transcript is spliced from 8 exons. Bases 638 to 2152 code for a protein of 504 amino acids. Gene Ontology annotation, molecular function: ATP binding; protein kinase activity. NCBI's taxonomy places the organism in Eukaryota, Viridiplantae, Streptophyta, Magnoliopsida, Malvales, Malvaceae. Gene Ontology annotation, biological process: protein phosphorylation.